CGCGCCUGUCGGACCGUUACAGAGGGAUGCUGCUUUAACUUCCACCGUUUCAGUCCGGAAGUUUGGUAACUUGUCGACUGAUAAGUGUAAUUUUAUUUACUAAGUUGUACCACACGCUUUGAACUCCGGCCCGGGCCACAUUGUUGAACUGUCAGUCAAGACUCAGUCGAAGGUUGACUUCCCGGACAGUCACCAGACAGAGUGAGUGCUGUCUAGCUGCCCCCGGCUAGCGGUGGGCUAAUAUCACACAAGGACAACAUGAGCUAACGUUUGAUGUUAGCAGCUAGCUAAGAAAGUUAAGCAGUGAGAAGAGGAGAAACGCACCUGUCGGACGGUUGCUAUCACUCAUGUGCCGCCGGUAGUUAACAUGUCGAGUCAGCCGGCUUUCCCGAUCCAACAGCAGCCAAACCUGAACUCCGCUCCUUUCCCACAGUGUCUUGUGAAACCUUUUAACAAACCUCUGCAAAUCAAAAGGAAUGUCAUAACAGACGAUUACAGUGUCACAAGUCAGGUGCUCGGGAUGGGGAUAAAUGGCAGAGUGUUGGAGGUAUUCCACAAAGAGAGUGGAGAAAAGUAUGCACUGAAGAUGCUGCAGGAUUGCCCAGAGGCCAGGAGAGAGGUAGAGCUACACUGGAGGGUGUCACCUUGCCCCCAUAUUGUACCCAUCAUAGAUGUUUAUGAGAAUCUCUACCAUGGCAGGACAUGCCUCCUCAUCCUGAUGGAGUGCAUGGAUGGGGGUGAAUUAUUCAGCCAUAUCCAAGACAGAGGGAAUCAUGCAUUCACAGAAAGAGAGGCCUCUGACAUCAUGAGAAGUAUCGGCGAGGCCAUACAUUUCUUGCAUUCCAUCAACAUUGCCCACAGAGACAUCAAGCCAGAGAACCUGCUGUACACCUCCAAAAGGUCAGAUGCCCUCCUCAAGCUGACAGACUUUGGGUUUGCCAAAGAAAUCACCACCUUAAACUCUUUAGCAACACCGUGUUUUACCCCGUACUAUGUAGCUCCAGAAGUUCUUGGUCCAGAGAAGUAUGACAGAUCCUGUGACAUGUGGUCUCUGGGUGUCAUUAUGUAUAUUCUACUUUGUGGAUAUCCUCCCUUUUUCUCGCAUCAUGGUCUGGCAAUAUCCCCGGGAAUGAAAAGACGGAUCUGCAACGGACAAUAUGAGUUCCCCAACCCCGAGUGGUGCGAUGUGUCUGAGGAAGCCAAACAGCUAAUCUGCCACUUACUGAAAACCGAGCCCACCCAGAGAAUGAGCAUCACCGAGUUCAUAAACCAUCCCUGGAUUAAUCAGUCGGUGAAGGUCCCACAGACGCCCCUUCACACCAGCCGCGUGCUGCACGAGGAGCAAGACGUCUGGGAGCAGGUCAAAGAGGAAAUGACAAAUGCCCUGCAAACGAUGAGAGUGGACUAUGACCAAAUUAAAAUCAAAACCAUUGAAGACUCAACUAAUCCUCUACUCUUGAAGAGAAGAAAGAAAAGUAAAAAAUCAGCCACACAACCUCCAGGCUAGUAAAAUAAAGACUUUUUAAGAGGUAUUCAGUUUCACACAAACACUCACACACACAUGCACAAGAUUUAGUUGGAAGAAAAAGCUUUCAAGGAGAGCUUUAGGGAUGAUGUGCAUUGCCAAGUAGCUUUAAAAUAAUACCUUUAUGGUGUGUUUUUAGCGGUUUUAAUUUCUCUAAGAUUUUAUUUUCACACAUGAAAUGCACCCAGGUAAAUGUGCUUCGAGGACUUUUGAACUCUUUCUAUGCUUUUAAAAUGUAUUCUCUGUGUGCACUUAUUCAUAAAUCCUCUCAUCAGAGAAAACAAAAUGUACUGUAUGUGUUGUAUAUUAGGACAGUGUUUAUUAUGUAUAUAGUUGAGUGAGCUUUGUUGGCGUCAGCUGACAGUUUUUAGGUUGUUUUCUGUCUCUUAAUUUUUUCCGUUCUCAGUGUUGAAACCAUUUUGAGUGACUUUUUUCUCUCUUAAGGGUGCAGUUGAGAGAUAUUUUGCAAGCAUCAUUCAUAUUUAUAUUUUGAAUGAUAGUUACCAGAAGCCACAGUGUUUAUUUUGGAUGCCGAUGUGAUGGCAGAAAUAUUUCUCCUUACCACAGUGUAGGAGUUUUCCUGCCACAUUGUGGCUGUGCUGUGUCUAAAACCUAUUUACCAUGUGUAGCAAUAAUGUGUAGAAAUAAUCACACUUACUAUACUCAAAAAACGGGUGUUGAUUGCAUUUGAUGGAUAAAACGGAGCUGCCACCUGAACCCUAUGUGCUUCUGUAGAAGGUAUUUUCUCUGGAGCAGUAAUAUAAAAGUAGCUGCAUGAAGUCUAUUGUGUGAGGCAUGAAAAGAGAAGUGAACAGCAGUAAACUUUUACAUGAUAAACAGAUGUACAGUGGAAAAUGCUGCACGUCACUAUUAUCCUGUUUGCCUUUUACUCUGGAUCAAAUCUCUUGAUACUCUCUGUGGUUUUUGCGUAUUGUUUGAUCAGUUAGCAUUUCACCAUUAGCAUAAAAUCAAAUAAACAUCCAGCAGCUCAGUUGUGUCUAACAAAUACAUAAUAUUUAUGGUGGCAUGUUAAAUUAGUCUGCCAUGGAAAAUUAAACAGAAUGAAUCAGUGUCUGGAACAGUUAUUAAACACUUGUUUUGGAGUUUUCAUUUUGCAAAAAAAAAAAGCCCCACAUUUUGCCAUACCACCACUGCAUUUUUCACCAGUGGCACUCUAAAAAGUGGCCGGAGGGGGGCAUGAUGAGCCUGAUACACUGCAACCCCCCCCCCCAAUGAAAAUAGCGCUGCAGGAGAGAGUCGUGAUACCCUCAAAUAAGUUUGUAUAUGAGCACUCCCAGCUCCCUCGUCUCAAAGUCAGUGGCUUUUUUUGAAUGGGUUUUUUUCGUUAGAUGCUUUAAACCCCCUUUUAACUUUUAAAGCCUUUAUGUGUCCUAAAAAAGACACAUAAACUCGUGUUUACAGCCUUGUUGUGGUGACCGCAAUGUAGUUUGUUUAUAGCGUUAGAUACACUUCAUUAUUAAUACCCAAGGGGAAACUCAUUUUUUUUCGCUCUGUGUUUGUCAUAUACACACAGGUCCAAAAUACACACACAUGCACAAACAGGACUUAUACAUGUAUUAAUUGGAGAGAUGUCAGAGGGAGGUAGCUGCCCAUGGACAGGCGCCCCGAGCGGUUGGGGGGGUUCGCUGCCUUGCUCAAGCACCUCGGCUAUGCCCAGGAGGCUGUGCCCACUUCAGCAGCAUAAUAGACUUCCUGAAAUUCAAUUCUGGCCACCAGAAUGUGGCCACCACUAUAAAAGAAAUUCUGGGGCUCCACUGUUUGUAACACAGGUCUCUUUUAUCUGUUGUGCAUUUGCUGUACAGAGACACAAGUAUUAAGUUUUCAGAAAAACAGCUGCUUGAAAAAAAGUGUAAUGAUGCAAUAGACUAACAAGCUAACACAUUUCUAGUUGUGGCUAUGUACGAAUAAUCAGCGAGUAUAACUUCUGCUAAAUUCAAUUGUAAUUUUACUUUUAAUGUCCAUUAUAUUGUUCAUAUGUGGAAGGCAAGGUUAUUACAGUUAAAACUAGGUGUGAAUAAACAUCUUAGUUAUGUGAAAUAAAUAUAAAAAUUAGAUUUAAGAAAAUAAACAAAAACUGAAACGAAAGUGUGUACUUACAAAACUAACCAAAAAAUCGAGGAAAUGUCUUUAGUUUUCGUUAAUUUGGACAAAUUGGUCAAGACAACAGACAUGGGAAGGCACUGGUGCACUUGUUUAUUGAGACUGGGAUGUCUACAUGACAGCGAGUCAAUUGCCUUCACAAAGUGUUGCGUUUGUAUUGACACACCAUUGUUUUAUUGUUACUUUUAUAUAUGCUGUCAUAUGUUCUGAACUUCUGAAAUCUUGCUCCUAAAAAUGUCCCCCCACAAAAAAUAAUGCUAAAAAAAAUUAAACUGAAACAAACAAACUCUGGGAACGAACGGAAACUAAACUGAAUUAAAAACAAAUAUUAAAAGCGGGGGAAAAAAAGUGAACAAUACAAAAAUUGAGCAUAGCGUUAGUUCAGGCAGGACCCGAUGUCAAGCUCAGCUCACAUCCCAGCUACAUCAGCUGAUCUAAAAGGGAAGGGAGUCAGCUAAUAGAUCACAUGAAUCCUUUCUAUGCAACCAAUUGGUGAAUCUCAUUCAAGGCGCCCUAUUUAAACUGCUCUGCCUGCCUGCUGUUGCUGCUUCCUCUGCAAGCUGCUUUGCAACCCGUCUCCACCCCAGCUCCUCCUUUUCAUGCUAUGUCUGACUUAUCAAUGUCUUUUCUGUUUGUCAUUGAUGCUACUCUGUUAUGUUUCUGGGGGUCUUUGCUGCUGCUCUCCCUGCCUUUGUCUUUUCAUGUAGGCGCGUGGAAGGGCAGAGAGGUGUGCUCUUUCUGUCUCAGGCUUUCCUUGUUUGUGUGUGGAAGGGCAGAGAGGUGUGCUCUCACUGCCUUAGGCUUUCCACGUAGGCGCAUGGAAGAGGCUUUCAUCGUAGAUUUAGGAAAGGCAGAGAGGCCCCUGAACAGAGCCAUACCACCAAAUAUAUUACUGCAAAUGGAAAUAAAGUUUUCAAUAAAUGAAUUGGUCCUGACUGAACUACAGUAACAGGUGGAUGGAGGGGUAGUUGCAGAAUUUACUUGCUACAAUUGAACUUCAACUAUGAUACAAAAUAAAAUAAAAAAGACUAAAAGGUUUUGAAGUCUCCUCAAAGAGAGACCUAAGAAUUUAGAAGCAAUCUGCAGCUUUUGUAAUGCAGAAAAUGUAAGCUAAAACAUGAGCAUCUUAAAAUUGUUAACAUGCUCACGUUGUAUCCAAUGUAAGUGACGACUGUAAAGUGACCUGUGGUCAUUUUAUCCCAACAACUUGAAGCAAAUGUCAUGACAGUCCAUCCAAUUAUUUGCCAAGAAAUGUGCUCAAAAUGCUGUAAUCUAUCUAAAAACUAUUGGAAUUUACCAGCAGUAUAUUUGUAGCCCUCAUUAGUAAAUGUGCUAAAAGACAUCAGGCACCAGUAAUGUCAUUCAUACAUGCAUGUACUUAAAAAAUCACCGCACUGUCAUCACCUAAUUUUUUAAAGAAUUCCCAAGCAGUAAAAACUCAAAUAUGUUAUAAAGUAGCAUAUUCUUUUCAUUGCAGUCCCCCGUCUUGAGUUUAUAGUGAAAUCCAUUCAUGACAAAAAAUAGUUUUGGUUUUACCUUAUGGUACAGCUCGCAACAGCAAAGCGCCUCAGGCAUCAACGCCUAUUGUGUGCUGUCAUAUAAUUGGGACUUUGUAGGCUGUUAGGCUUUUCAGGCUGUAGUUGGAUCCAUGAACAAAUGACGCCCACACAGAAUGUUUUGGAUUAAACAUGUUGCUCUAAUUACAACACGACAUUUCCAGCAUUUGCAUCCUGUUUCAAUUCAGACUGUCUUUGUGGCACAUUCUGAGACACACACACUCAGAAAACAAAGCUGUCCAGAUGCAAAAUAUUAAUGCCUAUUGUAUAAAGUGGAUCGAAGGGAGAUUUUACCAUUGUUUGAUCGUAACUGAAAUGCAACUUCAAAGUUUUCAAAGUGACAUUGUUUUCCUGGAAUUUUUUUAAUUUCCUAGUAACUGCUACUUUGGACACAUUUGUGAGGAAAGAUUUCCAUUUAUGAUUUUUGCUAACACAGUUAUAACAGAAUGAUAGGCAUCGCUUCUAUGACACUGGAUCAUGUAACAUCUCUUUUAAAAAACAGUGUUUACUGUUUGAAUCAAGUUUUGGAUAAAGUGAGUAUUUCGGCCAAAGAUUGUUGUGCUGUGACCAAAAACCUGCCAAGACCAUUGUGCAGAGGAGUCCCAUCUGUGUAAUCCCAGGUCAACUUUCCUUUCAUGUAAUUGUUUGAUGAUUAAGGUCAAUUACGUGCUGAAUCUUGUCCAUUUUCAAAUUAGCACAUCAUCGUUUACUUCCUCAGAGGGGCAGAGGAAGCAGUCUGAGGAAAAAAACAGAAUCCCUGAAACUCUGCCUCCAAUUUUCCUGCUCCAGUGGAGGACAUGAAUGGUGAGGCCCGUUCAUUCAAGACAAUCUGCAGGAUGAUAAUAGUGCUGUCCUGUCCGCAGGCGCCAGCACAAGCAUAUGUUAACUUUCUCCACAGUUUGAACACUGUAAUUGACAAAAGUUAUGAAUACCUGAAGCAGGCAGGGACAGAGAUGGAAAGAAAAACAUGUCUGAAGAGGAUGGUUGUGGACAGAUAACAGGGGUCGUCAUACUUUGUACAUGUUAAAACAAACAGUGAAUAAUAGACAAAACAUGCUGCAGCUUAAGAGUUGGAUUUGUAACUAAGCCGCAAUGUGUUAUAUAAGAAGAAACACAUCCCUAAUUACAGUGUCUACCCUGGUUCGUUAAAUUUUCUGUACCAUAACACUCCACCCUCUCCAUACCCUCCAUGCUAUACAAUAAACAGCAAGCCAGACUUCAAGUGGCUCUCCUAAUGAUAAGGCACAGCACAGUAAAGGAAAAUAAGGUUGUUAAAAAGCAGAUGUCUGCACUGGGUUCACAGAUGGGAUUGAUAUUGACCAGGCUGGAGGUGAUACAUUGUGGUGUAGGUUUUACAUGCCGCUAAAAAAAAAAAAAAAAAUGUAUGUCCUCUAAUGAGAGUGGGUGUCUGGUGAUGGGGCUGCAGCUACGUAGAGGUAGGGGUGGGGGGGUAUUUACCCUAUACCAACAACAUAUUCUACUCAGUCUGAGGAAGACACAAGCGACAUGAGCAAGGGAGGAGGCAUCGUCUCUGAUCAACCAGCUGGUAGGUAUACUGUACUGACUGUACAUUAAAAAAGUGGAGCGGAGAGUCUGUUACUUGCAAAACAUUUCCUAUCAUCAAUGUGUUACAGAUUUGGGACUUGGUUACAGGUAUUGGAUUGAAUUUGAUUUUGAUUUUUUUUUUUCCCUGGGUUUUC
This is a messenger RNA of Epinephelus moara (kelp grouper), 6902 nucleotides long. Its product is annotated as MAP kinase-activated protein kinase 2-like. Gene Ontology annotation, cellular component: cytoplasm; nucleus. The transcript is spliced from 10 exons. Bases 368 to 1507 code for a protein of 379 amino acids. The record is from RefSeq and is a predicted model, not a curated record. Gene Ontology annotation, molecular function: calcium/calmodulin-dependent protein kinase activity; ATP binding; calcium-dependent protein serine/threonine kinase activity. Lineage: Eukaryota; Metazoa; Chordata; Actinopteri; Perciformes; Serranidae. Gene Ontology annotation, biological process: inflammatory response; vascular endothelial growth factor receptor signaling pathway; cellular response to vascular endothelial growth factor stimulus.